Triplophysa rosa is the source of this 3375-nucleotide messenger RNA. RefSeq lists its product as uncharacterized. NCBI's taxonomy places the organism in Eukaryota, Metazoa, Chordata, Actinopteri, Cypriniformes, Nemacheilidae. Gene Ontology annotation, molecular function: ATP binding; protein kinase activity. Bases 126 to 1244 code for a protein of 372 amino acids. The transcript is spliced from 5 exons. Gene Ontology annotation, biological process: protein phosphorylation. The record is from RefSeq and is a predicted model, not a curated record.
AGGAUCUUACUGCUCUUCAGACUUAAAUAGAUGUCUGAACUCCAGUUUACUUUUACAGCUUCUGAAGAGGUGCUCGAAGAUUAGACAAAGACAGCGCUGAAAGCUAUCUGUCACAACACCACUAGAUGGCGUACUCCACACAAACACUGGCUCAAGGCUGCUUUGGGAAAGUAUAUAAGGAGAAGUUUGGAGACUCAUGGGCUGCUCUGAAGAGAGUCCCUGUAGGUCUCAUCAACAAAUAUGAGCUGGAAAGAGAAUGCAAAGUAUAUAAAAAUGCUCGGCACCCUAACGUGGUGAAUCUUCUUGGUGACCCUUGGAUCAAAGACGCAAAGUGGAACAUUCCUUUGGAAUUCAUCUUUGGAGAAGAUCUUGAGACGACCAUCUUUAAAACACAAAGCUCCAAAAUACAGUUGACUCCAGCAGUGAGAGCCACGAUCAUCACUGGGAUGUGUGAAGGUUUGCUUCAUCUGCACAGUAAAGACAUCGUCCACCAAGACCUCAAACCAGACAACAUCAUGGUUGAGCAUCAAACCCAUCGUGCUGUGAUCAUUGAUUUGGGUCUGGCGAAGUUCUUUAAAAAUGGACUGAGCUCCGCAGCAAACUCGGGCAAUGAAGCGUACUCUGCUCCAGAGAUCCUGCAGACGAGGGGAGUUCGUGACAAGCGUUCAGAUGUUUGGGCUAUGGGUAAAGUCAUUGCUGAACUCUGUGCCCGAAUCAGGUUACCCACCCAAUACGUGUGUGCCGGCAAAAUUCAAGAAUAUCUUAAAGAUCAACCGUACUGUAAUCCAGUGUCCCGGAUGGUGGAGACCAAUCCAUCUUACAGAGCUUCUAUGGCUGGAGUCAUUUUAGACAUCAGGAGAGCUGCUUCAGCUUCAAAAAUGGACAUCAAACCAAGAGACGUCACCGUAACACAGGGAAAUGAAAUAAGUCAGAGACGGAGUCCACAACCGCCAACACUUCUUCAGACGGUGGUCAAAAAACCUCCUGUGGUAAAUUAUCGGCAGGAUCCGCCACAACAGAGGGAAAUGGGAAAGGCAGUAGUCUCAUUUAAAGGAGCGGCUUUGAGCAGUCAGAUGUCUGUAAUGUCCCUUUCCCCGUUCCCUUUUCCCAUUCCAGACGAUGGAAAAGUGAUUCACCAACGCUACACUGAGGAGGAAGGAUGUGUGGAACAUAAAGAGAUCAUCACAAGUGGAGGGAAAAUCACUAAAUAUGAGAGAGUGGAAUACUCUUUCAAACGUUCUUAAAAAGAUCAUUUUUGUCCUGGAAACAAAAGUGUAAAGGUUUAAAAAUGAUUAGAAUUGGUGAUUUUUUUUGUAUUAUUAUUUUAAUAUCUUAUGGUAGAUUAAAUGGUAAUCCUGUUGUCGUCUGAAAGCUUUACGGUAAUACACACAGCUUCUGUCCUUGUCAUUAAUAGAUUUUAAUAUAAAUGCUGACUCAUUAAUAAUAUAACUGCACAAAAACAUAAAAUAGGAAGAAUUUUUUUCAAUCAAAUCUGAAGAAUAAGAGUAUUUCCAGGAAUGCAUAUUAAUUUGUUAGUUAAUAAUUUAAUAAGUUUACUAUUGCGUAGUGUCAAAAUUUCAUUACAAUCAUGUUGGGUUACUGUACUAUUUAUGUUCAGUGAAUCUUCCUUUUAUUGAAACAUGCAGUUUUAUUUUUGAUGUGCAUUUUAAUUAUUGUGUAGGAAAAUGCAAUGAACAGACUUAAAUGCAAACACAAAACACAUGGACAGUAAUGACACAGAAAACGGUUAACCUAUUGCAAGACUUUAAUAAUACAAAAACCAUUUAGCUCUAUGACCUUUUCAUAUUUAAGUCCUAUCAGUUCUCUUUUUUUUGACCCAAAACAUUUAGGUCGAAGGGCGGGUGCCCCUCACAGUAGGGAUGUAACGAUUCACUCAGCUCACGAUGCGAUGCGAUUCACGAUUCUGAUCUCACGAUGCGAUUUAUUCACGAUUUACUCACGAUUUAUUUUAAAAAAAAUGAGUUGAAACAAAUUAGAAAUGAACAACUUCCCUUGCAUUAUUUCUUAAAUGCUUCACGUUUCUUUGCAUAAUAAAAUAAUGUUUUAUUUCAAAUAACAAAACUAAACUGCGAUUUUAUAACAAAUUAAUAAUAGAAAAAGUCUCUUUAAUAUAAACAAACUAAUACUGUCUGAGCUUUUCUUGGAUUUUUUUGCAUUUAAGAAAUAUCAGCAUCCACGUUUAGGUUUGCAGUGAAAAUAGCGGCCCCUGCUGUUCAAUAAAUGUAUUGCGAUUCAGUUCACACCUCAACCGAAUUGAAUCGUCACUCAUUAUAACCGAUUUUCAACCGGCUCACGGUGAAUCGUUACAUCCCUACCUCACAGCAUUUAAUCAUUUUAAGUUUUGAACUUGGAUAUUUAUGGAUGUGCAUUUUGUAGGUCAACAAGUUAAAUCAACUAAGAUUUUGUACCCAGCAUGCAUUGCAGUAUAAAAAAAGGUUUAUGCUGCAAUGCAUUCUGGGUACUGCAUAAAAAUCUCAUCCCCGCCUGCAUUGCAGCAUAAAUUGUUUUUGUUAAUUGUCACCACUGUUGAGUUUCAUCAGAAUAAAUAUAAAAGGAUAUUAUUUCUAUAUAAUUGUAACUCCAUCAUUAAGUAUAAGAACAUGGAAAUAACUUACCCUUCCUAAGGUAUAACACGGAAAGUGUUGUUGAAAGGAAUAGUGCGCCCAAAAAUGAAAAUUCUGUCAUCAUUUACUCGCCCUCGUCAUUUCAAACCUGCAUGACUUUCUUCUGCAGAAGACAAAAGAAGAGAUUUUUCAAAAUGUUGGUAACCAAACAACAGCAUCCAUUCUCAUUAGUUUAGUGUUAGUCAAUAGGUACCGCCGUUGUUUGGCUACCAACAAUCUUCAUAAUUUCUUCUUUUAUAAGUAAGCCAUACAGGUUUGAUAUGACAAGAGGGUGUAUAAAUGACAUUUUUGGGUGAACUAUCAUCACAUAUUCCCAGCCAACAUUUUUUUGUGGGGCCAAUGUAGGCCCCAUAUGGGCUUGAGGCAUGGGCCCCAAGUGGGUUUGUCCACGGGUUCCAUGUCGGCCCUACGUGAAUUAGCCCAUAUGAAUCCUACGUAGAAUCUGAGUGGGGCCCACGUGGGACCCAAACCGGCAACAUGCAUAAGCCCCAUAUUGGUCCCACUUUAUAAAGCCCAUGUGGAUUCAACCAAGGCCCUGUAUGUUUAAUGGAGGAGCCCUGCAUAGUGCAUACUUGAGUGGUUCUAGAUUAUGUUUUUUGAGGUCUCCUACCUGGACAGUACAACUUUUGUUAUUGCUAAAUUGUAAUUGACCUUUACAUUCUUAUGCUCUACCAAAUACAAUGCAAUUUUUACAGAUUAAAUGAUAACUGCAGCAUUUGGAUGUUGCUUU